Molecule: messenger RNA, 2048 nt
Organism: Bactrocera dorsalis (oriental fruit fly)
Lineage: Eukaryota; Metazoa; Arthropoda; Insecta; Diptera; Tephritidae
Gene: Gr39a
Product: gustatory and pheromone receptor 39a
Exons: 4
Coding region: 100-1272 (390 amino acids)
Biological process (GO): sensory perception of taste
Cellular component (GO): membrane; axon; neuronal cell body
Source: RefSeq, a predicted model, not a curated record
GUCCAUAAAUAUGAAAAACAUUUCUAUACGCGCACUUCAAAUCGAGUGGUCGAAUAAAUUCUUCCUUACGUGCGUAAACACAUAUGUAUACCGUUAGUUAUGGCGGUUUUGAAUAUUGUGCGAGUUCUUCGUUUCUACACUAUGUUGCUGCAUCGUUUGGGCAUAAUGCCAAUUGGCUAUUGCCAGAAGGAAAAUAAAUAUGUGUUGCAGACUGGAUGGAAGUUUCAAUUGAUGCAUUGGAGCUUACAAUCCAUAUAUACGCUAUCGCUGGCAAUUUUGAUAACAAGAAGAGAGUCGUUCUUCAGUACGAAAAAUAACUAUAUCGAAGACAACUACUGGAACGUAUUGGUUUCCGGUGCAAUGUUAGUGCAAUUCUUGAUAAAUGUGUGGAUUUUAACACUUCAACGCAUUCAUUUGCAGAUUAUAAACUAUUGCACACAUUUAACGGAACAAUUAUCCGGUAUUGCAAAACGAAAAGUUGGCCUUUACCAGCUAGUUAUGUUGGUGGCCGUUAUGGGAGCCAGUGCGCUUAAUACUUUCUUCUUAUGGAAUAGAUUUUCGGUGCCGAGUACAUUCACAGAAACGUGCCUGCAUAUUCCUUGGCUAAUAUUUCAAAUAUACUGCUUUAUACUGUCGUUUAUAUUAUCAAAUUAUAUUUGCAUCGUUCAAAUCAUAACUGGACACUUGAUUACCCUUAACACUUUUAUUGCGAUGAUCACGUACCAACGACGUUUGCGCAUUACCGAUAUAUAUUUGGAUAAUAUUCAGAAUUGUUUAGAAAUCUAUGAUAACAUACUAUUUAUCUGCACUGAAUAUAUAAGUAAAAGUUACGGCGUUAUUUUUGUGCUCAUCACGUUUAUUUCGACGCUCGAUAUAACCUUCAUUGUGUAUGGGAUGUCUACAGGCCUCACGGAGGGAUAUUUAGAAAAAAUGUAUUCUGUAGCUCAAUCGAUAUCUUUCGCAUUGCCAUCGGUCAUAUUUCUGUGGAUGAUGCUUCUGGGCAGUAACAUACCGGGUCAGGCGAACAAGACCGUCAAAAUUCUUGCAAAAAUUCCGCACACUGGAACUGGAUUGGACAAAAUGGUGGAUAAAUUUUUGAUGAAAAAUAUACGUAAGAAACCGAUAUUGACGGCUUAUGGAUUUUUUCAACUGGACCGCAGCGCUUUGUUCAAGCUUUUUACUGCGAUUAUUACCUAUAUUAUGAUUUUAGUGCAAUUUACAGAUAUUGAAAACUCCUUAAAAGCUAAAGAAGUUCAAACAAAUAUAAACUAAAACAAAGUGAAAAGAUAUUAUUUUUAUUACAUGAUGUAGGUUGGUUAGGUUAGAUUAAACUGGGAGGCUAAUAAGGCACGCAUAGACCAGUUAUAGUCCUUUGCGAUACCAGAUGGAGUUCAGUUCCUAGGUACCAGAGAAGUAGUCAUCCUUUAGGAUGCCUGCGCUUGACGUGAAUUUUAACAGACUCUGCGGCCUUACUAUUUAUACAUCCUCCAGUGUAUCAUACCGAUGCCCAGAUGCUGCAUUGUUUCCCUGAUGCCCUGCUAUAAACAUUUCCUGCAGUCCACAAGAAAGUGACCAGUUAGUAUUUCGAUCAUUUUCCUACAGUCUUUUCUAUGGAGUGCCAAUAGGAAUUAAGGUGUACUUCCGAUCUACCGUUUGCACAUGACAUUUGCAGUCUAGCACACAGGUAGCUCGCUCCAACGUGUUUUGAUUUCAUUUCGAGGUCGUCAUAUAGACAAUGCAUGGGUUUACCAAUGUUUAUAACGUUUUCAGAUGUUAGCCGCACAGCAUUCUUGGCAAUCUCGUCCACUAUUUCAUUGUCCACGAUGCCCUUGUGGCCUGACACGCAGCAGAAUUAAAGUUGCUUACUUCUGGCAACACUUUCUGCUACUGCCCUGCUUCUCAAGACACUUCUGACCGAUAUGCGGUACGAGGUUACUGCCUUGUUUGCUGCUUGGCUCUCUACGUAGAUGUUGACUCUGGAAUUGUCAGCAGGUGCAUUAGAGGCCAGCUCCGCUGCUUUCGCAAUAGCAGAGACCUUAGCUUGAAAA